This is a messenger RNA of Oncorhynchus kisutch (coho salmon), 2396 nucleotides long. It is a transcript of the gene tmem223, whose product is annotated as transmembrane protein 223. The transcript has 2 exons. The record is from RefSeq and is a predicted model, not a curated record. Gene Ontology annotation, biological process: nervous system development. Gene Ontology annotation, cellular component: mitochondrion. Lineage: Eukaryota; Metazoa; Chordata; Actinopteri; Salmoniformes; Salmonidae. The coding region runs from base 399 to 1319 and encodes 306 amino acids.
CGAGAUAGGCCUGAUAUGGACUAAUUUACCAGUAGGCCUAGCGAUGAGACUGCUAUCAGAGACGGAAGAGGAAGGGAUACAUCUCAGUCCAUUUUUUCUGGGCCUUAUACAGACCCAGCAGCUAUUGCAUUGGUGUGAAUGGGAGAACCACCCCUUCAGUAGACCGGAACUGUGACAAUUUUUUCAAUGGUAAACGGCCUGAGUAAGACAUCUUUAUGUAUCCACCAUCUUUGAAGCUAUCACGCUUGCUUGUCAUGACGUUACUUUUUGUGCCACUGCAGUCUCCGUAGACAUCUAAACAUGGCGGCGUCCUACAAACGAGUUAUGUAGCUUGUGUCCAGCUAUGUUCUGAUUGAAAAAAAAUCUAAGGGUUCCAUAAAAAUCUGACAGUAAGAAAAAUGACAUUUCGGUAUUUGUUAAGCGGUAUAUCGAAGUGCUGGUCUAGUCUUGCACGUCAUCGAUUAUCAAACGUUUCGCGAUUGCGGAACGUUAGCGAAGUGACACCGAGAGCGAUAUUGAGCCAUCCAUCACAUACACCUUCACCAUCGUCGACAUGCACUCGCAUGAGCAAUGGCCACCUAUAUAGCCGUGUAAGAGUAGCAUACAGUUUGGGGAGAGAGGGUGCUAUAUGGGCAACAGAUACGUUGUGUUUUGGUCUGUUAUCAAUCCGCUCAAGAGUGAACACACAAAAACGGUACUUUCAUGUUAUGAAGAAACUGCACCAACAGGUGCCUAUUUUCCGCCCUCUUUCUACAUCGACAGCGGUUGCAAAAGACGUGAUUCUGUUUGAGCACGACCGAACAAGGUUCUUUCGCCUCUUAGCAGUCUUCUGUGGUGGUCAGUUUCUUUUCUGGACAUACCUGGCCCACUUCGCCUUUACUGGUCUUCGAGACACUGGUGGAAGUGGUUCUGGUGGGAGACAUGUCUCCACUACUGGCUUGGCAGGACUUUGGAGUUUCGAUAUGAACCUGGGAUCUAAUGCUUGGAGAUAUGGAUUCACACUGGCAUGCCUUGUUAUUGGUGGAGGGAUCAUGGGACUUGGUGCUCUGUUCUGCCGGCGUUCUGUCAGCCAGGUGAUUCUACAUAAGGGGGGCGGGAUGGUCACCGUGUCGACACAGUCACCCCUGGGACCAAACAAGGGACAGAGAAUUACUGUACCCUUGUCACAAGUGGCCUGUUACGCCCACAGACAAGAGUCUCCUACUUUCAUUCCCCUCAGGGUGAAAGAUUGCAAGUUCUACUUUCUUUUGGACAGAGAAGGCACACUGAAUAAUCCCCAACUGUUUGAUGUUACAGUUGGGGCAUAUCGAUCAUUCUAGGUGUGUCAAGAUAACAGAAUGUGUAUUGUCCCCCAUUGUCAUUGCAACAUUCUGUCAGUACAAAGGGGUUGAUUGGUUGAUUGGAAUGAAUUCAACAAUCUGUUGGCUAAAGUUCUCAACAUAAACCAUUGAUUAAGUUUGCAAAAAUGUUGUUGGCUUUUUGUAAUUAAUUUGACAACAAAUAAGAUAUAGAUAUGAAUAAACUGUGGAUGUAAAAAUCUUUUUUUUUUCCAGUGCAUUGAAGUGGAUCAUUUUCAACACUAUUCACCACCUCCAAACCAAAAAUACUAAUUUUCAGUCAGUAUUUUUACUCUGGGAUGAAGAUUGUUGUAACUGUAACUAAAAUCUGCAUCUGAUAGUAGAUGAUCUUAGCAAAUAGGUGUGAUGGGUCCACACUCAAAAAAAUAUAUGCAAAUAUAUUGCAUAAAGGCUUUGCCACCUUAUUCAAUGUGUAGAUGAUCUUAAAAGGCAUACAUAUUUGACCUGGCUAAGAGUUUGAGUUAAAGAUUAGUUUGAGAUAACAUUAGAUAAUCUCUCCUGGCUCAGUUCCCCACAUACCCGCUCAUUGAGACGGGGUGGAGUGACUAGUUACCCUCAAUCCCCAUUGAGAUUGAGGAGUUACUGUAGUUGCCUCCAUCUCCCUUUUGAGUGCAAUCUCCACUCCACUUCCAACAGCUGUCACUGAACAUACUGAAUGAUCUACAAAUAGUAAUGAGUAGUUAUUUAUGAUGCAUGGUAAUUUGUAGAUGAAACAGUCUGCAGUCACCUGCAGUGUCGGCUGAAAUGUUGAAAAAGCCCAAUAUUUUGCAUGUAUUGGCCUAGACCUUGCUCCUGAAGUUGAUCCUGGAUCAAUAAUGAAUUCCUCCUUCAUCCACUUCAUCCUAAGAAAGAGUUACAACUGGGAGACUGGGAGUUGGGUUUUUCAAAACAUCACCAUCAUGCAUUAUUGCUUCUAAUCUACCCAAAUAGGGGUCAUGUAAAAACAACAAGCUGUUACAGAUCAUUAUUGUCAUCUUUUAAUCAAAACAGUGUAAAAACAUGAGGGUUUUCACAAUUACAAUAAAGUUUUGGACAAUU